AUGAAAAGCUCUAAGUUUUCCUAUCUCUAGGGACGUUUCCUUGUACAGUGCUUUCCCGUUUUGUUUCUCUGAGGACGUUGGGACCUUAUCGCGACCCGUAGCCGGCGUUUUAAAAAAGGAUGAAGAGUGUUCCCGCCUAGUCAAAAUUGUCUUCUGAGGCGGGCAUCAAGAUGUGGGAUCUAGCUGAGUUUUUGCUAAGCGAUGAGACAAGAAGUGGGACAAUCAACCUUCAUUCCAAAGAAGGAAGUCUGUAUCAGCUGAAUGCACUCCUUAAAGUAGCCUCAUCUGAAAAGGUUUCGUCUAACCCAGAGUUGUAUUCCUGCAAAUUGAGGGAUGGCUGCCUGGUUGUCGCCGACAGAGCUGUGCUUCUGCUUGAUGAUAUAUGUCAGUCUCUUCGGCUGUUUCUUCAGUUUGAGAGUGAGGUGGAUGUUGUUGGCUUGUGUCAAGAAGGGCAGUUUCUUGUGAUUGGGGAGAGAAGCGGCAAACUGCAUCUGAUUCACGUAUCAUCAGAGCAAACCCUGUUAACAAACGUAUUAGUUCAAGGAUCCUCAAAUAGCAGGACUUAUUUCAAUCUUAUUCUGGAGGAAGACGUUUCUGAUGGAGGUACUUACCAUGCGUUUAUUCUCACAAACAGUGGGUUCUUCUGUGUUAUGCACCUCCCACUUGCCAAAACCCAGGAAGCAAUUGGCAAGAUGGACAUCAGUGCGGCAAAGAAGCUCCAAGGCCAGGUGGAGACAUGUUUUAUCCCGACAGAAGCGUAUCAUACCAUGGGUUGCCUUACUGCUCUGACGAUGCGUGUGGCGGACAAAUUCACGCUGAUAAUCGGGGGCGCAGGUGACUAUGUGAUGUCUGUCUGGGAAGUGAAUCCUAAAAACAAUCAGAUAUCCCUUGAAAAUGUUGUCGAUUCAGCCAUGAUUAAAGCUGUCAAAAGGCUACAGGUUGUCGGCAGCUUCUUGUUUGUCUUGGACAGUGAGAACAUUCUGUCAUUGUGGGAUGUUGGCUGGACGAUGAUUUGGGACGGCCUUUUGGUGGAAACUGAAGAAUUCCUGCUGACUUCAGAAUCGGAUGUCUCAGCAGUUGCGAGACAAGGGAUUGCCGAUCUCAAGCUGGUUGUAUUGACAAAACCUGAUGGUGUCAAACAGACAAGGCGCGUUGUCAUUUUUUCUCUGCCGACUCUGCACCAGCUCUACUCUUUGAACGUGUCACAUGUGUCUUCUCUGGUUCACACUGGAAUGAAUACUGAUACGAUAUAUUUUUUGGAAGGAGCGCAUGAAGAUGAACAAGAGUCUCCUGACGUUUCAUUUCUGGUGAUGAGAUGCUUAACAGAAGCCUUACCUGAGAACAGACUGAGCCGUUUACUUCACAAGCGCAAGUUUGCCGAAGCGGAAAGUUUUGCCAUUCAUUUUGGAUUGGACACAGAGCUUGUCUACCAAGUGAAAUUGAACUCCCUUUUGGAGGGCUUACCUAUUGAAUCUUCUGGGGAUGUCAAAGCAUCGGCCUAUUUGAUGCUUGUGGCUCAAGCUAAAGAAACACUUAGUAAGAUAAAGGAUAGCAGCUUUGUGGUGGCAUGCUGUAUCCGUACCCCGUGGCCGACCUAUGAAAUUGCUCAGGAAAUGUUGGACUACGCUCAAAGCAGGACCUUGAAGAGAGAUGAUGGAACUCCUGCCCUGCUUUUGACUAAGGAUUCACAGCUUGACACAGAGGUACUGCGUGCACAAAGAAAGCUGGUGACGUUUUGUGGUGCGUUUGGGUCUGAGAAAUUCAGUGGAACGGCUUGGCUGGAGUUUCUGCACAACGACGACAUCUUCAGGGAUGUCCUUCUGCAGCUAAAAGAAGGCAACCUCUCCUCUGCGCAGUACAUCUGGCUACGACACCAGGCUGACUUUGAGAAAAGCUUGGAUGUGAAAAUGCUGGAUCAACUGCUGAGCACCAUCUCCGCUAUGGUUUCCCGUAAAGUGCUGUGCCGGUGGCUUGGGGACGUGGUCAUUCCUUUCGUGAGGCGGUUUUUGCCUGAAGGAGAGAGACGAAUCGCAAAGUGGCUGGAGCAAAGCGCACGGAACCUUGAAUUAACUGAUAAGGCCAACUGGCCAGAAAACGGGCUUGAAGUGGCACAAGUGUUUUUUACCAGCCAAAGUCAAGGGGAAGUUGGAUUGGCAUCUUCCUGGCACUCAGUCCCUUUGAUAAAUGUCCCAUCAGUUCAUAUUUCCAGCCACAAGGAGAGGCGGGAUGAGAUCAAGAGCCUGUCCGACUUGGUUGCUGCUCUGCAGGGCUUGCUGGACCUCUACCGGAAGUACAAUUGUCGGCUGGCCCUCUCCGACUUUGAAAAGGGGGAUGCAAAUACAAUAGUAUUUCGUAUGUUUGAUAAAGUUCCGGCAGCAGAACUCAUCCCAGUCACGUUAGAGAAAUACAUUGGACCGUACAUCUGUCAUCAUCACCUACAAAAAGACGAAAUCCUCUUGCAGUACAUAAAGGACCUGCUACAGCGCUACUCUAAAUGGUCAGCCUCUCUCUUUGACACGAUGUGGGAAGCAAAGGCCAUCGCAGUCUUGGGCUGCAUGUCGGACAUCGACCUGAUCUUUGACGGCGUGCUUGCCAUCAUGCAUGGCGCCGUGAUUCCUUGGAGCUCCGGGAUGAAACUGCUGGUGGAGAAAUACCUGCACAUGGAUCAUGCCAAAGUGAAGCUGGUGCAGGAAGGCUACCAACUGAUGGAAAUGAAGACACUUUUGCGGAGCUAUGGCAUCCGAGACACCAAUCUCUUAAAUGACAAGCAGAUGAUAUGGAUGCUAGUAAAGUACAUCCUGAAGCAAGAUAGUCCGUCGUGUUUGGAGGAUGUUUUGAAAAUUGCAAACGCUUACAUGCUGACCACCUCAGAAGUCUAUCUUUGGAGGAUUAUUGACCUCAUCGACAAAGAAAAGGGUGACGAUGUUAUUGACUUACUGAAGUCUCUUCCUCCCUCCGAAGCCGUGGAGAUUGCGGAAAGGACGGUGACAUGGGGAAAACUGGAACUGGAGGCAGAAAUGUUUGACAGUGAAGAAGAGCGGAAUAGGCAGCUAUAUUUAAAAAAUACCCUCGUGGACGUCCUCAAGUUCCUGCUUUGUCACCAGAAAGGAAAUCUUGAGAAGACAGAAGAGUACGAAGCUCACUUAAAAUGCUUGAAAACCCUUAAAGCCUUGCAGGCUAAUUUUGACAUCUGCGUAUCUCCCAAAGAUUAUGAAAAUCUGUCGCUGAUGACUCAGCUCCUCCAAGAGAAGAUUGACAGCUAUAAUGCCGAGAGGUCUCAAAAAACACAAGAAAAGACCAGCGUGGAGAACGGUGGGGUAAAGAGGCAAAAGCUGGCUCAGUGUGGCCUUUACAGACUGGCGGGGCUUCUGCGAAGGACGGAGCCUGAGAUGGGAACCGAGCUGGCCCUGAGAGCGCUGGAUGCGGGAAACGUCGAAGAAGCACUCAACAUUUGCAGGGAUCUUUAUGAACAUCACCACAACGAACAAACAGGGAAGUUGCUCUUCUUAGCAUGCCGAAAGAUCUGUCACGUAUUGGCUUCUGGUGGUCCACUCGUUGUGCCCAAAAGAGUGAAUCUUUCUACGGCGAUCCACGAAAUGGCUGUUCAGGCGGUGACGGUCUGCAGUCCCGAUCUUCUCUCUGAUGCCAUGGAGCUUUCCAAAUAUACCUCGUUGGCCCGUGAACUUUCAGAAAAGUGCCAGAUUGAAGACACUGGAUUUAUAGCGAAGGAGACCUCUUUGGGAGCCGACAAAGACCCUUUCACAGAGUGGACCUUCGAUGAGUUUUUCACCGAAGAUGGGGCUGUGCUGGACCCAUCGACCGUGCUCCCACCUUUAUAUGAAACUGCUUCUGCCAUCUUGACAAAAUCCAAAAUGUAUCCUCUGGAAUCUACCUGUUCGGCAGUUAGCCCCUUUGAACAAGCACAUAACCUUUGCACCUCCUGUAUGCACCCCGUCUCCGUUUUGCUCAGUAAGCUCCAGGAAGGCAGUCAAUGUGAGUUCGCUUUGAAACUCGCCGUCAUCUCUUUGGGAUCCUUGUUCCAGAACGUAACUGCAAGCAACGUGGAUAUGAGCCUGGGCGCAAUGGCGUGUGAACAGGAGGCACAAGAUGCGGAGCACAAAGCGUUUCUCUACAAAAUGUUGCAGAGCUCGACUUCGGUGACCAAAAGCAUUGUGAUAGACCUGUUGCACAAGGUUUUCAAUAGUCAUCCAAUAGAUCACAGACUCGCUCUCGGUUAUUGCACUGUGCUGCCGAAAGAAAUGAGAUUUCAAAUGCUUUGGGACCUCGUGAAUAAGACGGCACAAAAUUACAGCAAAAUCCAGGCCGUCGGUGUUGUCGGAAUGCAGCUCAGCCUUCUCAGCGACAUGACAAAGGAGCAAAAAGAGUUUGAAGACUUGAUCACUGACGCUGAAUGGGGCCUAGAGCUUGGGAAACUUGGCAUCUCUUUCCAGAGUGUCUUCAGAAUGCCAUCAGUGAGGAAGAAAGAGUUUCUGGCGACGUUGGUCAAGCAUCCAAAUGUGGAGACUGAACUCAUCAAGAAAUACUGCAGCGCUUACCAAGUGGAUAUGGAUGCGGCUCUGAAGUUUUGCAUCGAAAUGCACUUCCAAAACGUCAGCGCGACUGGUGUUGAAGGGGAUGCUUCAGGGGACACCGGGAAAUCCCCAAAACAUGGCGUAGUGUUAAGUAAGGCUUUGGAAACCGUGCCUCUUCUGAACAGCCCCGCUAGCUUGGUUGACAAUCUCAGUGCAACGCUGUACAAGCUGGAUCCAUACGACUAUGAGACUAUCGAAGCUCUCCUCUUGCUUAUAGAAAGGGCCGGUGUCCACACUGCAGCUGUCCCAUUGAAUUUGGCCCAAGCGCUGAUGCUCCUAAAACACCUGAAAUCAUACAAACGGACGUCGGUUCCUGGAGCUCUGGAACGCCAGUAUAUCAUAGGACAGGGUAUGGCUCUCCCGCCAGCUGCUCAGACCAGGCUUCCCUUCCAUAUGAUCUUCUUUGGAGCAUCAAACUAUUUCUUUAAAAUCAUUGCUGCAGAGCUAAGUGAGGACUCUUUCCACAAACUACUUCUGAUGUCCAAACUCAUGAAGGUCUCUUUGAAUACGCUCUACUUGUUAGCAGCCGAUCAUUUGUUCCAACAAAAGCUGAAGCCCAAGAUCUUGGACGCAAUGAGGAGCGAAUGUUGGGAAGCGGUUGACAAGGAAACUGCUAAAAUCGUGCAGACCAUUACGUCGUAUUUGCACUGUAUAACAAACCCCAAAUGGGCCACAGGGCUUGCCUACAAAAUGGCUGAAGAGCUUCCUCCAGGGCCCAUGAAGGUCCAGGCCUGGGAAUACUGCAUCGGCUUGUCCAGACAAUGGCUGACAUCCACGACGCUCACGGAUGAAUUGCGUGAGAAGGCUGAAGAGUCUCUGAAGAAGCUGCAGGUGCAGCACCGGCAUUCGGCCACGGAGGCUGUGCUUAUGGUCCACAAGCUGAAUUCAGAGGAGCACCGGAAACUUCUGGGGGCACCGGGCAAGCUCAUUGUGUCACUGUAUCAGCACAGCAGCAUCCCCGAAAGCUUCCAAGACCCAAUGGGCAGGGACUACCCAGAUGUUCAUGCUGCAGCUAAAGAAAUUGCCAAAAUCAACGACUUGGAUAUGACGACAAUAUGGAAUGUGCUGCUAGAGAAGUGGCUGUGUCCGAGUGAGCUCCCGACAGAUAAAACUUCCGGGGCCUUUGGAAACAUCCAAGAAGAUGAAGAUUUGAAGAGGGUCAUAUAUCUCCUUCAAGCGCACCCAGAAGACAGCCGCUUAAGGAUCCUUCACAGAUGGACCGUGUCGGAAAUUUCCCCGGUUGGGUUAAAUCAGCUGAGCUUUGCUCACCGAAGCCGGGCCCUCAAGUGCCUGCUCUACAUUGCUGACCCUCCUGCGGUAGAAUCGCUCUUCAAAAAGCCCGUCGAGAACGUGAAGCAAUUCUUGAAGUGUUUGAUUUACCUUGCGGAGUUUGAGGUGCUGAAUAUCCCGUACACCUACGAAUCGUUUCACAGCACUCCCAAGGAAGGACUUGUCAAAGGAUUGUGGAAAAACCAUAGCCAUAAACCCAUGGCCGUGAAACUGAUGACCGAGCUCAGUUUAGACUACCAAGUCCAUGAUGCUCAGCUUUGGAACGGUUUGCUGCAGAAGCUGAUGAGUUUCCAAAUGAUCUCUCACCUGAGGAAGGUUUUAAGGGAGAUUUCUGGCAUCUGUUCAUUAUGGCAGAUCCCGAAUUUCAGCCGAGCCUGGCAAACGGUCAUUUGUGCACCCCUUCUUUCAGCUGUCCCUCCGCCAAGUCCUGGCCAACUGGAAGCGUGCUGCGACUCUUUCAGGUUGCUGUUAAUGUGUCCACUCACAACUCAUCUGGACCUUCUCGGGAUCGCCAAGCAGUACGUCCAGUUGCAGCUGCCGGCGUUUGCUUUCGGCUGCCUCUUGCUGAUUCCGCAGCUGGAGAAAAGAUCCCAAGUGAUCCAGGACCUUCUGGCCAAAUGCUCACUUGAGGCUAUGGCACAGCAGGUGGACGAAUACAUGAGCUGGGGAGAAGUAGCCGGCCUGGCUUCGCAGAUUAGGCAUCUAAUGUUGAACCACGGAUCAAAUGUGAAGCAGGAAGAGAGCCACGGGGAAUACGCACUUUAGUAAGUACAAGAGGCACACAACAUAAACUGAAACGUUACAGAAAGUAUGAACAUUCGACAAAAGGCCAUUACAACCAUGCAGCCCUGCAGAAAACAAACAAGUUCUGGCCAGUGAUUUAUUUAUACUGUUCAGUGUUAAGAAUUUUGGGGGUUUUUCUUUAUUGAUAUUUUGCAUUGUAAAAAAAUUGAAUAAAAUCAUGGAGCAAUA
Molecule: messenger RNA, 6854 nt
Organism: Anolis carolinensis (green anole)
Lineage: Eukaryota; Metazoa; Chordata; Lepidosauria; Squamata; Anolidae
Gene: kntc1
Product: kinetochore associated 1
Exons: 64
Coding region: 171-6647 (2158 amino acids)
Biological process (GO): mitotic spindle assembly checkpoint signaling; protein localization to kinetochore involved in kinetochore assembly; mitotic sister chromatid segregation
Cellular component (GO): kinetochore microtubule; RZZ complex; cytoplasm
Molecular function (GO): small GTPase binding
Source: RefSeq, a predicted model, not a curated record